GUAAAUUUGGAGGGAAUUUCAAUCAAAAUAGUCAUGGGGCUCCUCGAAAACUAAGAUAACGCGGAUAAACACCUAGUCUUUAUAAUUUGAGAAAAAUACGGUGCAUCUCUUCAAAUACUUAAGGGAAAAAACACGGGAUAACACAAAUUGACUGUUGGCCGACUAAAUACAACAACGUAGUUUGACGUGUGCAUGCACGGACUUUGCAUCUUCUCAGUCGCUAUUAUCUUAGCUAGCUAGCAUCGAUUAAAGGUUUCCUUGCUGCACGGGCUAUGGGCUAAUUCGGAGGAUGCUGACACACGACCUUAGAUCAUUUAUAAACGGAUAACGCUGGUCAUGGAUCGAAAGACGAGGGGGCUCGAAAGUCAACUGUGUAAAGCUGUGAACGAUAGUGAACCGAGAUCUGUGCAGCGGCUUCUUUCACAAGGUGCAUCCCCUGACCUGGUGGGUGGUAAAGGAGUGGCUGCAGUCCACUUGGCCGCCGGCAAAGAGACGGAGAAGAACACGCGCUGCUUGAAAAUGUUGCUGCAAUAUGGAGCGGACCCCAAUAUGAGGUCAUCAGAUGGCUUGACUCCUCUUCACAUCGCUGCACUGUGGGGAUGUUAUCAAAAUCUGAAGCUGCUUUUGAUUAAUGGAGGGAACACAAAUAUUAAAGAUAAUGAAGGGAACACACCAGGGCAGCUUGCAGAGCAGCAGGAGAAUCGAAAAUGUGCCCAGCUCCUUCAGGAGUACCAGUCCAGCUCAGUCGACACAGAGGAGGACAAUUUACCUCAAUUCCAAUACUCUGUGUAUUCAGACCAAACGGACUCCUCCAGCUAUCCUGAAUCGGACUACAGCUUGAGUUCCCACUCUUCUAUGAUAAGUGACUUUGGUGAAGCCCCAUUGAGCAGCACAAGGCGCUCAUCGUUUUUCAACCUGUCUGACAUUAAUGGCCAUAUUCCUCUGCAAUUAAGGCCAAAUUGCAGAGGAAUAUCAUAUAACAGACCUUUUGAUGUGGACACUAAGGGGCACCACAGCCAGGACUGGAACACUUCCUCCUCACAUUGGGCAUCUGAAGGUCCCUCCAUGCUAUCAAGCACUCGCAUGUCUACAGUGGGACAUGCAGCGGCAAUGCCCACUCUUAGGGAGGAUGAUUUAUUUACUGCUGAUGAUGUGUUCACAUCAAGAGCGGGUAAACACGCUGCUACAACUGAUAGCAGAAUCUCCCCCUCCAGCAGAGACGCUCUCCCAGCAUUUCCCUCCAGGCGAGCGAGCCGUAAGAGUGUGAGCUUCAGAGAUGUAGAUGAAUAUUUCCCUGUUUUUAGUCCUGAAUCUCCCAAAACGCAGUGCACCAGCAAAAUACCUUUUGACAUGUCUGAGUAUUCUGACUUCCUGGAUUCAGAAAGGAUGGCCACUGUUUUACACAAGCAGGGCAUCGACGUCACAUCGCCAGAUCACGUUUAUGUUUUUUGCAGGGAGAGCAGUGAGAGCACAGAGGAGGACAUGGAGAAAACAGUCAUUAGUCACUGUGCUUUGGAAGAGAGUGAUGAUGAACAGGAGGGGGAACAUGCAACAGAGGCUCAGGUGAAUAUACCAGAGCACCCAGCCCAUUCCAAUGUUGGUAGCAGUAGCAGUGGGACCGGUAGCAGCCAUUAUAGUAGCUGUGAGAGCGACCAUUACACCUGCGCUCUCGAUGCUUCUAUACACCCCAGACAUCUUUUACUUCCCGGCGUAGAGGGGGUUUCUCUCGGGGUUGAAUCUGCCCGAAACAUUCAGAUUUCUACACACCCUGAUUCUGAAGGUACAAGGCAAGAUGCAGCAGAUCUUCCCCCUGUUCAAGCGAAACAUCAGAUGGAUUCAAAACUUGAAACUAAAGAGCAUUUACCAAGUGUACUUGAUAAACUGCCGCUGUCCGAAGUAACAUACCCAAACAAUGAUUUGUUAGAAGCUUGUAGUGGUCAUGUUGCGGACACUUCAAGUGAAUGUGGCGUUGACCAGCCAGUGGCAGACACUCCAUUGUACGAUGCAGCUGAGGCAUUACAGGAAAACUUCAACCUCCCAUUCACACCAAGUCCUUUUGUAACGGGCAGGACUCGCUCGAGGUUGAGUCGCUGCUCACAGAGAACAGAGAGCCCCCUCUUCACGUCUUCCCUGUUUGAAGAGACCCUCCCCACGCCAGUUCGAACACACCGUCAUACGCCCAGAUCUCAGAGCAGUGAAGACUUUUACAGUUCACCACGUGCACCGUUUUACACACCCUCCUAUUCAGGGAACUGCACAGGAAGAGACUUGUUGCCUUCUGAUUGCCAGGACACUCAGUCCAGCACCCUCGGAGCUGCUUCAAGUGCUAGUGAUAGCCAAGCUGACACGCUCAUCCUCUCCAAGAGCGUAACCGAUUCCGCCUCAGAAUCACAGACUUUGUCCGACACGGUCAUACUGGAGGGAAACCAGGACUCUUCAAUUGAUGCUUAUGAAAGAAACCUUGCAGAGAUUAUACUGGCCAUGCGAGGCCAUGGUCUUGCUGAAGGCAGGGAGUUUCUGACUGAUGAUCUGACGAGUACAGAUGAGGCAUCAACAACGAGAAACGCAAGCGAUGCUCCUGGUAAGGAUAGAGUAGAUGUCCUAAACAACGAAGAUGCCUGGAUCACUGAGGACUACAGCUCUCAGCCGGAGUCCGUCUCCUCUUCAUCCAGCUCCACCUAUUUUUCCCCGAGGAGGUCUAGGGAAGACUCCGACCUUCCUUGCACUCCAGGCACCGGAUGCACCCCAAGGUACAGCAUGAGCCGGCUGUCGAAGAGGCCACAGCACCUGGCUAACCUGUCUUACACGCCUGGAGGGCGUCCGCUCAUUCAGGAUCUGGAUGAACCGGUGGAAUACCUCUACACCGAUUCAGAACAGGGUCACGAGUUCAUCGAGACCCACGUCCCGCCCACAGCGAACACCUCACUCAGCUCCAGCAUGAGUACUACCAGCAGCGAGGAGACCAUCCUUUAUGACUGGCGCUCCAUGCAGACCGACACGGCGAACGGAGGAAAGGAGAACCAGAAGCCCCAGGUGGAGCAACAGAAGGAGGAAAACGAUGUCAGGCUGUCGCCGGAGACUAAAGGGAUCACCGACAAGGAGCUGAGACUUAGGCUGGUAGAGCUCGGGGAGAGCCCGGGCCCCAUCAGCUGCCGCACCAGGCCCACCUACAUGCGGAAGCUGUGCCGCCUGUUGCAGGAGUCAAACUGCCAAUCGCCACAUCCCCAGAAGCAGUUAGACCAGCCACAAACGGAUAUAGGUUAUAGUCCAGAAUUGUGUCGGGCCCUGAGGACCUUCGAGCUUCCCAAUUGCCAGGAUGACGAGCAGGCUUUGUGCCAGCAGUUCGACCAACCAGAUCAGAACAGAAAGUGGAGGGAGGGCAUCAUCAAGUCCAGCUUCAACUACCUUCUGCUCGACCCGAGAGUGACGAAAAACCUCCCAUUCCGAAGCCACACCAUGACGCCACAUGAGUGUUUCCAGACAUUCAUCCACGCUAUAUUUUAUGUGGGCAAAGGAAAACGCUCCCGCCCCUACAGCCACCUGUAUGAGGCUUUAGAGUACUUCAAAGGAGACAAGACCUCCAAGAAAUUGUGCCUCAAAGUGCAGCACAUCCUUCAGGUGUGGAAGGCCGAGCAGGGCGUCAUCUCUCUGCAUUGCUUCCAGAAUGUCAUUCCAGUGGAGGCUUUCACAAGAGAGGCCUGCAUGGUGGAGGCCAUCGGGUUGAAGAUGCUCACCAAUCAAAAGCGAGGGGAUUUCUAUGGCGUGGUGUCCAACUGGCAGGUAAAGAAGAAACGGGACCUCGGCGUCCACCUGCUCUACCGGGCCAUGCAGAUCUUCCUGGCAGAGGGCGAGAGGCAGCUCAGACCAGCAGACAUCAGACAGUAGUGACCCCCACUGGAGGGGGGGUAUGAACAGCAGCUAAACUCCAACGUACAGAAGUAAAACCACUAGUUCGGGUUACAAAGCAAUCCUUGUUUGAACAAUGUUGCACUCAAAUGAACUCUGAUCCCUCAGCAACUUAGUUGUGUUAAACAUGUGACUGCUAAUAUUGACAUCCUUUAAGAUCAUCUCGAUCGUUUUUCAUUUUAAAGUGUCUACUGAAAGAUUCCACUUUUUAAAAAAUGUGUUCACAAAAUAUCAAAGCUACCUGAUUUCUUUCUGUAUGUAAGCUUUGCGUGCGUUGUACAUCAUUACAUUGCUUUUAAUCUGCCAAAAAAUAAUGUUUACAUGAAAAAACGUGGGUUCUUCAGAGGCCACGACAAAUAAGCAUGAUGUUAUUUUCCGAACAACAUUCUUCCCAGUAGAAGACUUUGCAUCAAAACUGCUGUUGCACUAAUUAACACAUCCCAUUCAAAUGCAUUUCACUAUAAUCAAAUUAGCUGGCACAUUGCACAAGCCCAUACGCGAUGUCUUCAAAAAUAUUUUCUUAUAUAUUAUAAUAUUUUUUUAUAGCAUUAAAAAAAGAUUUUAAUUUUAGCAGAGGCUGGUAAUGUUUCAUAGAUAAAUCAAAAAUGUAAGUGUGUAGUUUUUAGAAAAGUAAUGUGAUAUCGUUUGUUUACAUUGCUGGAUUCCCAUUUUGUUUGUUGUGCGUUGUCUUUGUUAUUGUUAAAAAAAUGCACUGCAGCCAAGCUGAUGGUGUGUGUGUGUGUGUGUGUGUGUGUGUGUGUGUGUGUGUGUGUGUGUGUGUGUGUGUGUGUGUGUGUGUGUGUGUGUGUGUGUGUGUGUGUGUGUGUGUGUGUGUGUGUGUGUGUGUGUGUGAUUAUUAUUUUAGAAGUAUGGAAGUGUGUCAGUACUUACAUUGUUAACAUCAGUAAACCAUCCAAGUUAGUAGCAGAAAUAGUUCUGAUUAGUUAACGUGAUUGAGUUACAGCUGUGAUUUUGUGUCAUAAUCUACAUAAUUCUGUUAGCUAGUUAAAUCCCCUUUUUUUUUUAUUGUCUCAAUCUCAUCUCAUGUUCUUCACAGUUGUGUCCUGGGCAACAAGCUUCAAAGACAUGUAUCAUCUCCUCAGGGUAUUAUACUUUAUUAGUUGCCUAGAAGCUGCACAUAUUUCUUUGUUUCAUAUUAACUACUGAAAACAUAAUUUUGUGAUUUAUAAAUAUAUUUUUUUACGUCCCUAUACCCAAAGGAAAUCCAAGCAUGAGCUCAUAUGGGGGGAGGGGGGGAGUAAAACACCUGAUCGGUGGCAUUUACUUUUUAUUAUGAAAUGAAUGUCAUGAAACGAAUUAACUACGAUAAUGAAAAACAUUAAUAGUAUGAUGAUUAGGUGUGCACAAACCUUUUCCAGUUUUCAUAGGUCUAAAAGAACUGUUUGAUAUGUUUUCUUGAUUGAUUGUCAAAAACAAACCAUUAGUCGUGUACAUGCAUGAAUUACAUGCUGUGAAGUGCUUUCUUUUAUAAUGAUUAUUGACUCCUACUGCCGCUGCCGACUGUUCUGACCCUUUGUUUUGCAUGUAUGUAAAUAUAGUAAAAAGAAAAAUACAAAUGACAUAAAACUGAACUGGAUGAGUCUGGUCCUUGUUUCAUGUCCUGUUCUUAGGUGUCCCUCUAGUGGAGAAAAGAAGUCAUUCAUUUUUCUCAUCAUGCACCAGCUGGUCUCCAUCCAAUAUGACUAAUUAAAAUGUGUUUGAUACUAA
Molecule: messenger RNA, 5634 nt
Organism: Cottoperca gobio
Lineage: Eukaryota; Metazoa; Chordata; Actinopteri; Perciformes; Bovichtidae
Gene: ankle1
Product: serine-rich adhesin for platelets
Exons: 9
Coding region: 337-3885 (1182 amino acids)
Biological process (GO): double-strand break repair via homologous recombination; resolution of meiotic recombination intermediates
Cellular component (GO): nucleoplasm; cytoplasm
Molecular function (GO): DNA endonuclease activity; protein binding
Source: RefSeq, a predicted model, not a curated record